This is a messenger RNA of Salvia miltiorrhiza (redroot sage), 3154 nucleotides long. RefSeq lists its product as uncharacterized. The transcript is spliced from 23 exons. NCBI's taxonomy places the organism in Eukaryota, Viridiplantae, Streptophyta, Magnoliopsida, Lamiales, Lamiaceae. Gene Ontology annotation, cellular component: endosome. Gene Ontology annotation, biological process: endocytic recycling. The record is from RefSeq and is a predicted model, not a curated record. The coding region runs from base 227 to 2956 and encodes 909 amino acids.
CUAAAUGAUAACUGGACGGGGUUGCACUCUAUUUGACAAAUAACAGAAUGUAUCGUGAGUUCAACCAGAAAGCCAUAAGGUGAAGUCCAUCGCGAUUCUUCGGAAUGGUUCGCGAGGUGCUGACAGCAGACGACGAGCUGGUGAUGGCCGAAAGCCACGACAGUUGAUCAAAACGGAGCGCCUCAAGUUGUAGUCACUUCUAUUGUUCUUGUGUUGAACACAGUCGAUGGGGCUUGAAUUCAGGCGCCGAGACUACAGAGCCGAGGAGCAGGCCCGCCCUCUCCAGAGAACGCGUGCUGAUACUCACCCUCUCUCCGCUUCUUCUUCACCUCUCCAGGUGGAAGAAUCUAGAAGUGGAAAAGAUGAUUUCUGCGAUCCGCUUAGAGCAAGUGAUUGGUCGAUGGCAAUGUCUUCCAGUGAUGUACACCGUGAAGAUGUUAGUACUGAGGCAACAGCGCCCUCUCAACUGAGAACGAGGAAGGAAUGGAUUUCUUUUAAGAAAAUGUUGAUGCAACGGUUUCCCGUGUCUAAAACAUCACCAAUAUCAGUGGCAUCUGGUGUGCUCGUGAAAGGUAACAAAGCAAUUGAGAAAUCAUCAAAAGAUUUGCAUUCUGGAGAGUUGGAUGAUGACAAAAAUUUCGAUGACGAAGAUGUUAAAGUGAUCGGUCAACAGGAGUGUUUGUCAAAGUUGCAGGGACUGAAAGAUGAAAUUAAUCAGUCUUGGUGUGCUGAUGAUCGUGUAACGUCUUUAAGGUUGUCAAUAAAGGCUGUGAGGUUUCUAAUGGACUCAUCUGCAGUUCAGAUUUAUCCAACUCUUUUUGUUUUAGCAACUGAUAUAAUGGACAUGCUUGGUGAUCUGGUGUGGAACCGCAUCAAGCAAAAAGCAGGGAUCACUGAAGAAAACUUCAAAACUGGUGAAAUAUGCUUCGAUGCCAAAGGAACCUGCAAUAACUGGUUCUGCAAAGUUGGUUCUGUUCGGGAGCUACUUCCUCGCAUCUAUUUAGAACUUGCAAUAUUACCUUGCUGGCGCUUCAUUGAUGACCAUCCUGAGAAUAUCCUUAAACGCUUGUUGGAGAUGACUAGAGGCAUUGCUGAUCCACUGGCAUCGGCUUAUUGUCGCCUAUACUUGGUUCAAUGCUCUCAAAGACUAUCCCAGCAUGAUACAGGUUUUCUUAUCGCUUGCGUUAAUGAUCUGAAACUGCUACUCGUUCACUUCAUACCUGCAAGAGAAGCCGUGAAUGGGAAUCUUUCUCGAAAUAGUGAAUUACUGCUUACUCUGGUUGAACCUGCUAUUGAGUAUAUCAUAAGAUGCUUAUUCAAGGAUCUAAAAAAGAUGGAAAUUAGUAAAAUGCUUCUUGCACUUGGAAUGUCGAGGAACCCGUCAAUCUCGUCUAAAAAUCAUUCAUCCAUAUCGGUUGUCCUUCAUUAUAUACUCAAGGAGCUUCCAGUUGAAUAUAUUUGUUCUAAUGCUGUAGAGUUGCUACAUCUUAUAGAGGCCACUGAUGAUAGGUCUUUUGAUCAGAUUUAUUCUUCACUGCAGGCUUUAAAUUUCAAAUUACUUGGACAUAGGCUAUGUGAAUUGGUAUCUGAACUGAGUGACGUCCACUUAUUGGUCAAUAAAAUUAUCCAGGUUCUAUUUUGUUAUGCAAAUCUUCAUGCAUACUUGAUGGUUGCGGAUGCUUAUUUGGAUAUAAUCUUGGAGAACCAUUUGGGCAUGAUCCUAAAUGUAGUACUGGAUGGAAUAUUGGAACGUGCGAGGGACGAAAAAAUUGGUGAAAACGAGUUGGUUAUACUGCAGUCAGUUUUCUUGAAAAUUCUUACUCAUUUUGGCGACAUAGAGAAAAUAUUGUCACUGAACCAUUUUGUUGACAUCUUAGAUUUGAUGCAUGGGAGCGCAAGAAACUCUAUCAGUGUGCACAUGCUUAAUAUGGCAACCAGAAAUGGUGAAAUUCAAGAUCCGAUCAUCAUUGAGGUGCUACUUGAAGUUGCUCAGGCCUUAUGCGAUGGCUUAGACUUCUCAAAUAUGAGAAAGGAUGAGUAUCAGCAUCCAUCUCGAUUGAUUUCCCGUUUUGUAUAUAUGGUUGACCACGGGACGGAGGUGGAGUGCCAUUUGAGGUUCCUUGCCCAAUGUCGUGGAGCUUUUUCUAGCAUUAGUGAACUCCAGGAGAAUCUUGUUCAUUCCAGCAAUAACUUAGCCGUUAGAGCAAUGAGAGAUGGAAAUAGUAGCAUCAGCUUUGUCAAAUCAUGUCUGGCGUUUAAUGAUGUCACAAUACCUGCUAUUCCAACUAACUUAAGGCAGUUGAACUUAUAUAUUGAAACAGCAGAGGUAGCAGUGCUGGGUGGCUUUGUUUCUCAUCUAGAUGGGCUUUUAAAUGCAGCAGUCAAUUGCUUGCAAAUGAAUGAUCCAGACAAUGUUAUGCAGAUGGCAGAAGAUGGUGAUGGAACCAUUUCAUUAAUAUGUAAGUUAUGCGGCAUGUUGGUGAUGGUUCCAGGUGGUCUUGAACAAGAAGUAGCCUACAUUCCCAAGCGUUUGUUGUCUUUCCUAGACUCCCAAGCAUGGGUAUUGCCGAGAAUGAAGGCCAAGGUAUUAUCUGCAAUUGUUUUCUUGUCUGCAGCACUAUCCCAGAAUCAACUGUUGUACCAUGCUGUGAGUGGAAAGGUUAUUUGUGACUACCAAUUAUUUGUUGGAAUAUCAUCCUAUCAUCAAGAACUGUUGUCGUUGUCUGGUAUUGCUCUUCAGGGAAUUGUAAAUAUUGUGAUGCAAGAGUCUUCUAAGGCGCGAGGAAAAUUGGCUCUCGAAAGUUGUAACUGUGUAGCUUCAUCCUUUAUGGUGUCUGACGAAACAUUAGAAGUAUGCUCCAAGUUGGUGGAAAUAGCCAAGUCAUGCUACAGUGCGGACGACAAGUUUCUACAAUCUACGUUACGUUUUUUAGAUGCUUCCCAGUUCCAUUUGUAGUGUAGUUUUGGACUGGAAUCAGGUGUAUGAUUUUCAUAGCUGGAAGCCUUGUAUAUUGUUGUAUGAUUUGUCUGUCAAAAUCCGGAGAAAGCAACAGUUGAUGGUUAUUGAAACUACACAGAACACUAGGCAUCACUGACAUUGUUUUUGCAAAGGAAAUUUUUUUUCAAUAAACAAUUAACCAUAGCAUUUAUUUAA